Owenia fusiformis is the source of this 2803-nucleotide messenger RNA. Lineage: Eukaryota; Metazoa; Annelida; Polychaeta; Sabellida; Oweniidae. The record is from the annotation of a GenBank genome assembly.
ACUUAGCCAACAUAGAUUGAACAGCAUAUAUACAGACAUGGCAGAAGAUAGCUAGAUGCCAGGUUAAGUGGGCGUAUGAAUGUUGUACAUGUUGUUAAAGAUAGCAUAGAGAGAGAAGUGAAGCCUACAAAGAUGGAUCGUGAACUUGAAGGACAGUUAAGAAUGCAAAAAUUAAUUGGCAUGCUCCACAAAGAAGCAUCGAUAAACUGUAAAGGAGAUCUCGAAAAACUCGAUGUACAGCAACGUUUUAUGGAGGAAAACAUCGAAAAUGUCAUUGCUAGCAUAAAGGAAUUCGACCCUUGGUUUGAAAUAGAAGAGCGAGUGAAUACGGGUAGUUAUUAUGAUGGAACAAAAAUACUAGAAGCAGACGAGUUUGACUAUAUGGGUAUAUUGAAGAACUCUCCUAUGUUCACCGUUGUGGAAGGUUGUAAGCCAGGUUUGGCUCAUGUUAAAAUUAACAAUCAUUCACUCCUCUCGCAUGUGAAAUCCCUGCCUUGUCCUAAUGCUGACUUUGAUUUUAAAGGAUCCGAACUGAAAUCAGCUCCGUAUGCUGAAGGCUAUCAAAGUUAUUCUGAUGCAGAGUAUACCGUACCUGUUCUAUCAGAGAAGGGAUAUCUGUCUGCUAAAUUCAUGCAUAGGUACUUCAACUCUAUGUCCAAGAGAUCGAUGAUGUUAAAACAUAACAAAUUCAAAAAACUGGGAAUACCUCCAUGGAAGGGAGAUGGAAAAAAUCCCGUUGUCGAUAAAGUAUUUGGUCCAGGCGCAAUGUAUGACAAACGUGUGCAGUACGUUUCAAGACCCGGUGCUUCUGGACCUAACGUGGAAACAAUGAUAACAGGCCCCCUUUGUCCUGCAUCUGUAGACAUAACACUUGCAAUUACGAUCGAUCCAAUAAAGAUAAACAAGGAGAGAUACGGUCAUUUAAAGCACUCUGAAGAUGCCAGCGUAGUGAUUGCUAGGCCAACUGGUGAACGUGGGGAAUUCCCUUGUCCAUCGUGCUGGACGAUGUCAUUUGGCAAAGCAGAAAAGAGAAAGAUAAGAAACAUGGCAGUUCAGCACAAGCAAAUCCAUAUGAUUCUGAAAUAUCUUGCCACAGAGAAAAUGGUCGGAAUUGCCAAUAAUUCAUACGUAAUAAAAACUUUAAUUAGCGAUCACCUGAGAGAGUGCCAGCUAAAUGGCACGGAAUACGCUCCGAAAUGUUUCCUAGAUAUACUCGAGGUAAUACGGAAUCUGGUGACCCUGAAGUUAGAUCAUCUUGACGGUGAGGAUCCGACAGAUCGAACGAAACCAGAUGAUAUACUGGCCGUCAGUCUUAUGAUGGGUGUAUCCAAAGCAUAUUUCCUGGAUAAGGAGAAUAUGCCUGGAUAUAAAGAAAGAGACAUAGAAUUGUAUCAACGCCUUCUGGAAAUGUGCUUAGAUCUUAUAAAAUCCAUUGGUUUGAAAGGCAGUGACUUGGUGGAAAAAGCACAAAACAAAGAGCCCGAAGAUAGAAUUCUCCACAUGCUGCGAAAAGAUCCAACGCAAAGGGGGAUGCACGAAUUAAAAAGCAUUCUUGCCCGUUGUCCAGACCCGAUUUUGAUAUAUGGUGCAUACCACAACUGGAUUGUAAAAGAACCGAGUCUUCCUAGCAUGCAUAUUGCCGAAAUCAACGUCCUAGGCAAAAAGACAUACCGGGCACAAGUUACGAUUGAAGAAGAUAAUUUCGACACAUCCAGUGAUGAAGAUGAGGAUGAUUCUGAUAAUUCAGGCGAUGACGAUGAAGAAGAGUUUGACAAAGGAAGCAUUGAUAGUUGGGAUAUUCCAAUGAGGUCAUAUUUUGAGCUCGGCCUGGAUGACUGCUUUUCCUUGAUCGAGGAAUUCUAUACCCAUCGGGAAAAACUCGACGCACUCAUUGCCUUUUUCGAGAAAUUGGCAUCUACCAAAGGAAAGCGACUCUUUCGAAAGUUAACAGAAGAUCCAGAAGUGGAGCUAGAAAUGUCGCGAUCAGUUAUGCAAUAUUUAUUGGAGAAUGAGUUUUCGAGGUUUUCACGUUGGGAGUAUCAUGAAGGAAACAAGAGACAACCACUCUUCCCGAAAUAUAAAGAAUCGUUACGACGAUUCAUUGACAAUUUGAAAUCUCGAUCUAAAUAAUAACGUACCGGAUGCUGAAAGUUUGAACCUCGCUAAGUAUCCAGUGAUCCCGUCUGUGGCAAUCCAUGCCCACCCAGCUCCCGUCAUGUUUGCCUCCUUGGCCUGUUGGAGAACAACUUUGGCGUGGGGCAACUCGCAGUUCAGGAGGAUGAUUCGCACACCUUUAAUGUAGAUAAUGCAACAACUUGUUAUUCCUAAAAGGACUUAAGGUUGGAAAUGUCCCCUAUAAUACACCAAGGCUCAAUCAUAUAUAAUAGGGUACCGUGUUAUGUUUAUCUAAAUUCAUCUUUUAAUGAUACUGUGUAUGUUUUCAAAAUGGUUGAUACACAGCUAUGUUUACAUGUAGAACCCAGCUACCUGUUUCUUUGAUGACAGUGAGUUCACGUGUUGCAUUAAGUGUGGCAUCAUUGGUGACCACGAACUGUUGUACACUGACGACCUUCCAACCUCUCUUGGCGGCCUCAGAAUGGAACUGUAGCAGGCCAUUGAUGCCUAAAUAACAAAAUAUAUUAUAUAAAAUACAUAUAUGUAUUUAUCAUAUAUAUAUUAUAUAUGUAUAUACUGCCAUAUAGAUAAUCGGAUCUACUUUUUCGUUUUUUUUGUUUCCACAUUUUUCGAGCGAGGGUUCGUGUGGUUCGAUCCCCACUCGGGUGGACUGAUUUUUUUCACAUCA